AUGUAACCGUCAUUUCCGAUAAGAAAGUAGAUGAUAAAUUAAUAUCUCCAUCCACAGAUAUACAUCUAUCUGAAAAACCUAAAUCCGAAUCCACUGAAAUUCCUUCAUCUGAAGAUAAAAGUGAAACGAUAAACUUUAAAGAAAAAUCCGAUAAAAUAUAUGACAAGAUAACAUCCGACAAAUCAGAUAUUAAAUCCGAAAUAACAGAUAUGACCACAGAUCACUUACCAACCUCACAAUUCCCCGAAAGUGUUAUAAAAGAUGUAACUGAAUCUGAAGAGUCUGGUUUAAUUUUAGACCAGAGUUUUAGUAAAUUUAUGAGUGUUGAAUCGGCUACAUUUGGUGAUUUUGAGUUUGAGCAAAGUUUGGAUGAAGCAAAGAAUGUUGAUAAUUUUUCUUUCAGCGAAUUUAAGGAUACAGAUAGAAAAUCUAUUUCUUAUGAUUUCCAGGUGGUUAUAGAUAAUUCUGAGAGUAAUAUGAAUAAUAAAUUUAAAGAUGUUUCUGAUAAUUUUUUACUUGAUUUCACAAGUGAAACUCACCACAGUUUACCAGUGAAUAUUUCCAAUUUGUCAUCUAGUAAAAUGCACUCUAUUGAUAGCAAUAUGAAAGACAAAAGUGAAAUUAAAAAGUCGUAUGGUAUACGAAAAACUGAGAUUACAAAAUCAGGUUUUGUAUCUUCUAUGAAAAAUAAUGAUUCUGGAACUACCAGUGAUAAGAGCUUUAAAAGAGUGUCUUCCAAAUCUGAAACAAGUGGGGUCAUUCUUAAUUCUUCGUUGCGAUCUAAUUCAUCUUCAGUCUCCAAAUUCCAAUCAUUAUCUAAUAAAUCAAAUGUUUCAAGACCUCAGACUACUAAAACUAGUCGCUCCUCAAUCGAAUCGAAGACAUUAUUACAAAAUAAUUAUGUUUCCCAUCAAAUAAAGAAUCUUGGUACAAAACCUAAUAAUAUGAAAUCGAAAAAUAUUUUAAGAUCAAAAUUUGAUGCUGAAUCAAAAGAUGUUCGAACAUUUAAUUCUUCUAAAAAAAUAUCACGAAAUACUUUAUCAUCUUCAACAACUACCUUCGACAAUGCGAAAAGUGAAUAUAAAUCUACAAGUGUAUCUCAAAGUCAAUCUACUAGUCAAUCAUUUACAAAAACUUCAAGCAUUCGACAUGGAUCAAAUAUAGAAAAUAAAAACAGUCAAUUGUUUCGUGGAAGUUAUAAAUCAAUAACUUCAUCAAAGUUAUCAAAUCCUACAAAAAUAUUAAAAGAAUCAUCCGUAAAAUUAAUUAGCUCUACAACUAAUAAUAAAUCUGUUUCUUCUGAAAAAUCUUACACCAAAGUAGAUUCUAAAUCUUUAGUGAGUAAUACUUUAAUAUCAAAUAAACAUUCUUUUACAUCACAAGAAAAAAGUUCUAAAAAGGAUCAUAAACCAUUGACCAUGAAUCAAACACCAAAUAAAAAGUCAAUGGUUCCAGAAAUGGAAAAGCAUCGAAAAACAAAUGUUAAUGAAAUAUUAAAAAAAAAACAAGUUUCAGAUAUACCUGAAUCCACUUCCAAACCUAGACUCAAAAGUUAUAUGUUAUCUACUGAAUCAAGAAAUUUAAAACUGAAAGCAACUUCUCACACACAAAAUAAAUCAUCAGCUAUUUCUACAAACUAUCAGCGAGAGCGAGUAGUAUCCGAUACUAAAAAGAAACUACCAACUUCCCCAUCAAGAAUACCGAUAAAAGAUAAUUCAAGUAUAUCAGUCAAAACAAAUUUGUCACUUUUAAACACAAAAUCUAUACGAUCAUCAUCAGUGCCUGAUCCAAGAAUACUGAGUGCACCAUCACAAAGAAGUGGAUUUGAUUUUACGUCUUCACCAAGAAAAUUAAGUCCUACAUCUUUACCAGCAAGUCCAGCUCACAGAUGUUUUAAGGCGGAUAAAAAAAUUAGUUCAGUUUUAAUUACAUCAGAAGUAUUUUCGAGCUCUUCAGAUCGCGCGUCAUCAGUAGAAUUAGUAUAUGAACAGCCUACACGUUCUCCUAGUUCAUCAAUGUCCGAACAACAACCUACUUCUAUAACUGAAUCAGUAUCAUUAGAAGACGACGAAACGACUCAUUCUUCGAACUCAGACACCAAUCGAGAUUCCGAGAUAAAUACAAACAUUUUUGAUUCAUCAAUAAAUUGGAAUUUAGCUUUGAGAAAAUCAUACCAAUUUUCAGUAAUAGAUAUUAUGUCAGAAGAAAGUAAAAACAACGUACCUCAAAUCGCAAUAACAGCAUAUGAAUUCAACGAAGAUGAUAUUGAAGUUACAAAUUUAUUUAACGCAACACAUGAGAAAAAUAUGAAUACAUACGAGCCACGAUCAGUCUCUCCAAAUAUUACCAAACAAAAAUCAAAAAUUAUACUAAAAUCUCCUAUUACAAACAGUUUAUCAAAGUCCCUUUCACCAGUUUUGUCAGAUUUCAAUAAUCUUACAGAUACUGAAGUUAUAUCGGAUUCAGAUGAUGAAAAAUACUACAUACGAUCUCCAAAUCUUAGCCCAGGUCUAAUAAAUUAUUUUAUUUUAACAGAUGUCGAAGAUUUAAGUGAAGAUGAAGAACACGAAAAAAACAGUAAGGUUAAUGAAGAACAUACAGAUACGGAAAAUUUUACUGGUGAUAAGGAAAUAUUCAACGAAAUGGGACAAACAGAAAAAUAUUUAGAAUCGGCAUCUUAUUUUCAACAGCCGCAUAAAGAAAUUAUAUUUCAUUCAAAAGAUGGAAAUGUGCGUUCAUUGACUCCAACGGAAGAAUCUAAUCCAAUUUGGCUUAAAACUCCAAAUGAAGAAGUCAAAGGUUUUGAUUCCGAGGAAGAAAUUAUAACAGCUGAUGAAUGUGGAGAACAAGAAUCAUAUUUAAAAAAUAAUAAUACUUACUAUCAUGAUAUAGAUGUAGGUGUUGUGGACUCAGUAGAAUCUAUUAAACACGAACAAUGCAAACAUAAAUAUAGAAAUCGUUUAUUAGUAACAAAAAAAAAUGUAAUGCAAGAAUCAGAAUUUGGUAAAAAACGAUUUCGUCAUAAGAAUCGUAGUAAUUCAGAAAUUAUAGAAAGUUCAGAAAAACCUCCAGAAGAAUUUAAAAAAAAUAUAUUAUCAAAGUACACAUCCGAACCUACUUUAAACAAAAUAAAGAUUCCAAAACAAAAUCAAAAUAUUGAACAAAACAGAAUUAAACAUCAAAAAACUAAUAAUAAAUUUGUUAUACACGAUAACAAAAAUGAUAUCAGUAUAUCUAUUGAUUUUGAAAGCAAUAACUCUGUAUUAUUAAACGUCGGUAGGCAUUUCGGAAAUCUAUCAAUGCGAUGGUGUAACAAUGAAAUCAUGACAGGAGAUGAAGUCAAUCAUACCAAACAACAAAAUGCAAAGUCUAUAAAUAAUUCUGAGCGCAGCCCAGAAUUAACAACUAACGCCAACAACAUAGUACUUCAAAAUUCCGUAGAUAAAAUCCCACCUAUACCGAAUCCUAGACAUUCCAUUGAGAGUAGUAUUACAUCUUCUAUAGAUGAAGAUGAUAUUGACUAUUCAACAAAAAAACAAUUUUGGGAAGAAAUAGCUAAAACUAAUCAACCGCCUUUACCUAAACCUAGAUAUAGUAUUUCAUUACCAAUACAAAGCUCAGAACAAUCUGUAAUGAAAAAUUCUUCGUUGGAACUAAUUGAAAACUCAUUCAGUGCUUCUGAUAAUGCAGAAAUACCUGAAAUGAUUAAAAAAUCAAUGACAAGUAAUCAAACUACAAAAAACCUUGUAGUUUCUGAAUUAACUUGCCAAAAAUCUGAAUCACUUAAUAAACAUCCACAUACUCCAUUAUUAGAAGAAAAAAAUAGCAAAGAAAUUAAACGAUUAGAUUCUGAAACCGAGUAUAUUAAUAAAUACGGAGAAGAGUCAUUAGCCUUUGAAAAUGAAGGUUACCAAGAAGAUGUUUUUGAAGAUAAAUUACCAUCUAAAAAAGAAUAUUCUCGGAGUUCAAAUAAAAUAAAAUUAGAUCCAAAAACUAGAUCAAUGUCAUUACCAUCUCAUCAAGUUCAACCCAUUUCUUCCAAAGAGUAUUUUCAGCAAAUUAAACCACAAAUGGAAGGCAUACAAAUGGAACAAGAAUCUUCACCAGAGCAUAAAUCUUUAAAGAACACAACACAUCAACAAUCACCAAGCCAAGAAGAUCUUAUCAAUCGUCAAAUUCACAAGCACAUAUUUUCAAAUGAAUUAGACGAGCAAAUAGAUUCAUUAAUACCUGAAGAAAAAUACUUAGAUUUAAAAGGUGAAAAAAGUGUUUCAAUAAAUUCAUUGCAAAAUACGUUAUCAGAUAAAAUAUCCUGUAGUACAAGUGAAAAAUCACUUACGAAAACAGAAUCUGCUGAGUCAUAUGUCCUUGAUGAUUUCCUAGAGGAAAAGAUAAACAAAGUUAUUUCAAAACAAUCGAAAGAAAAAAAUUCCUCAAGUCUAACCCAAGAUCAAAUAGAUGAAAUCCCUUCAGAUACCUAUUCUUUAGCUGAGGAAAAAGAAAAAUCAACUAUACUUUCUGAAUCGAUUGAUUCUUCAAUGAUAGAUGAUGAAUUACACAAUGAAAACUAUAAUGCGUCAGUUAAUGAAAAUGAAAAAGGUGCUUGUUCACCAAAUUUGCGAGAUCAUAUUAUUCAUACUCCAGAAGAACAUAUCCCAGACACAAUAUGGGAAGUCACCCAGUUAGGAACAGAUGAACAGGAAUUAGAAAACAUUGAAAUUAAGGAUCAGUGUUUAUUUCAACAAAAUUAUAUAGAAAAAGUGAAUUCUUUAGAAUCCUUAAAAACCACUGAAAAAGAAAUUACCAGAGAACUAGCUAGAAGUGUAGCUGAACAGUUAAUUAAUGAAAUUGAAAUUGAACUAACAAAACGUCAUGAUGUUUUAGCUAAUUUACAUCAUUUGAUGAUGUCUCCAGACCAAUUUAAACAACUAGAAAAUAGUGGAUAUUUGGACAUGGAAGGAGAAGAUUUAAAAUUAAAAAUAAUGGAAUCAGUGUUAGCUAAAAAAUCUAGAGACCAAUUGAAAAAUAUAUCAAAACAUGAUACAAUUACUUCAAGUAUUGAAAUUACUGACGAAGACUUAAAAAGUAGUGGUUUUGAAAUAGAAUAUGAUACCACAUUAUCCAAAACACGUUUACUUGAUCAUAGUAUACCAGAAUACAAUUUCAAUAAAUCUGAAAAAUAUUACUCAACAACCAAUUCAAAUUCUAAUGAAUUUGAAAAAUCUUCGCGCGAUGAAAAAGAGGAAUAUUUCAAAGUAGCUGAGGAUAAUUUGAUAGUUGAAACUUAUAUAAAGGAACAACAAAAUGAAAAUAAAACACGAAAAGAAUCUCAAAAAAAAGAUAUGCUUUCAAACGGACAAGUUGAACAUCAAUCAAAACACGAUAAGUUUUACCAAGAUACUAAAACUGAUGUUUUUGAAAAAAAUAUUAUAAAAGAAAAUGAUCAAAAAAUCGAAACCCAAGAAUUUGGAUCACAUUUUAAUUCUAAAGAUGAUAGUAACAUUCAUGAUGUUAUUUAUUCUAACGAAAUACUAGAAACUAAAAAAGGAUCUAUAUUCAAUGAAGGUAUUACAAAAUAUGAUAGUCAUGAAACUCACAAUAAAGAUACAUUCGUAGUUGAAAAUAAACAAAAUAAAAAUGGAAAAAAUACAUAUGUCGAAACAAAUGAAAAACACUUUGAUACUUGUAGUAAAGAUUUUAAAGAUGAGCUUAUAAAGAAAGAACAAUACUUUGAACAAAAAACGGAUGGUGGUUUAGAAAUAUGUGGUAUAGAAAAAGAACAAUAUCGAGAAAAGUCUUGCAUUAUUAAGGAAACCGUAGAUAAUUAUAAAAAUGAAAUAACAUUAAUAAAAGACUCCGAGCCAGGUUCAUCAAAAUCAUUGACAAAACAAUUAAGUGCAGAAUCAUUCCCUUCGAAAGAUAAUUCCGUUCAUUCGCCUACUUCACCAUCAUCAUCUUCUAUUGAUAUUCGAGAGGAAAAACAUGUAAAUUUUGACACUGUCAUCUUAAGAAAACCUAAUUCGACUAACACCAAUAAGCUAACAACAAAAAGACCAGCGGAUUCAAGCUCAAGUGAAAGUCAUUAUCAUUCGUUUGACCACACGUCAUCUAGUAGACCAUGUUCAUCAGAUGUGGACGGCCUUUUAGCUGGUUCUUCGGAAUAUGAAUCUGCUAUUUCUGUACCAUCAAAUGAGUAUCAUACAGCAAUUAGCUCGUUGAGCUCAAGAGAAUCAAUGAAAUCGCUAGAUUCAGAAAGUUCAGGAAAUCUUGCAUCAGUUGAAAAUAGUGAAGCAUCUGAAACACUCGUUGCAUCAACUGGUGAUUUAGAUUUUGAUCAAGAAGGAACCAACUCUAUUUUAGAAGAUGAAGAUAAAAUAGAGCCAUAUGAACAAGAAAUACCAAUGCAUAUCAUUAGAGGUGAAUCCUUACCAAUUAUAGCAGAAUUAACCGAAAUGAAGUACAAUAGCAUGUAUAAAACACAACCAUUUUCUCAGCCAACGAUUAACAGUGAAAAAAACAUACAAAAAAUGAAAAGAUCACAUGAAAUGACUUUUCAUCCGAUUCCAAAACACAUAACUAGUGACAGUUUAUCAGACUCAUCAUCUCAUGAAGAAAAAUUAUUUUCAAGUGAAGAUGCAAGUAUGAGUAUAUCAAGUACUGAAGGCCAAGCAAUACAAACUGUCGUUGAAGCAAUUAAUGGAUUUCCGGAAUCUGGAACAUGCAGCUUGAGUUUAAGCGAAGAAAACACUAAAUCUGUAGAAACACUAACUACCCGAAAUGGAUACGGACAAAAUAACGAUCAGUGUAAUGUAACAAUUAUAUCAUCUACAGUAACAAAUGGUAAACAUCAGAAUGUAUGUACACAAAUGACUACAAAAUCUGAGGAACCACAAAAAAAAGGACAUCGAAGAAAUAGUAGUUCAAUUAAUAAAAUAGUGGUUGAAGAAUUAGAUAUCACCGAUAAAAAAGAUCCGUCCAAAGAAUGUACACUUCCUACACAACAUUUAGAAUAUAAUCAAGAUAUUUCUAAUCAAUCAAAUGUUAAUAACACAUUAUCAAAAGAAAUAUAUAUUUCUGAUUUAGAAACUAAAAUAUCUACAGAACAUGAUAAAUAUGAUCACGAAAUACACGGAAGUCAAUUAUCUGACAAACAUAGUUUUGAACACAUCGAUGAUAUUGCCGAAGCGGAUGCAGCUUUUCAAAUGGUUCCGCAUGUAUCACCAGCAAUACCUAAUUCAUUACCCCCUACAAUACCGGAAGAUCCAUUUUCAGAAGACGAAGAUGAUUUAAAAGAUGAUUCUAUUGAUGUUGUUCCUAAUAUUAUGAUAACAGAGCACAUGGCUCCAUUAGUUGAUCGAGGUUUUCACUAUCCGGACUUAGAUCUAGAAGCCAAGGAGCUAGAAAUAAAAUCGUCUACUCCACAAACGCCUGCAUCGAUAAGUAGUAAAAAUUCAUCAGACACAGAUCAAGGUAGAGAAUAUAUAAUAAACGAAGAUUAUGAUCCACAUGAAGAACCUUCUUGGACCGGGGAGGAUCAUACGGUUCUUGAAAAUGUUGAAGAAACAGAAGAAAAAGAAUCAGUUUCCAUGAGCGAAUCAUUCGAACUAAUAGAUAAUAUUGAAGAAAAACUAGACAACUCUGAAGAUGAAUUCGUAGUAAUUGAAGAAAUAGCAAGAGAAGCUAAAGAAGAAGAUUCUGAAGGAAAAGCAAUAACUAUUGAAGGAAAAAUAAUAAAAAAUCAUAAAAUUGUAAGUAACAUUGAUUCAUCCACGCAUGAAUCAGAGUCAGAAAGUCCAGAUUCAAAAGGGCGAUUUGAAUUAGAAUAUACUAAUCAAAAAUGGGUAGAACUACAAUUUGAAGACGAUAACACUAUAAAUGAAGUAUAUGGGUAUAAUAUAGAAUAUGAAAGACCUCCGCUUGAAGAUAUUAAAGAAGAAGAUACUGAUGAUUUGCAAAGUAGUAAAGUAGGAAGUAUGGGCAGUCAAGUCAGUCAUUCAAUCGAUAGUAUUGGCAGCAUGAAAGAAUCAUUUAGCAGUACUCCUGAAAGUAAAAAGUACCUAGGAAAAUCAUUAGAAAAUGAUAAUAUAUCAGUGAAUUCCCUACAAGAAUUUGAAAGGUUAGAGCAAUUAAUAAGAAUAGAAUCAAUGAAAGCUAAAUCUUCAGGUUCUUUAGCAUCUACUACUAGUUCUUCAAACAGUAAAAAAGAUGAUUUGUCCUUAGCUUCUCUCAAAGAUUUUGAAACAAUUGAAGCGGCUUGUUUUAAAACUGAGUUGAUAGAAAAUAAAGCCUUAGCUACUGAAAGAUCAUUAACUGGAGAAGAUAAUACGUUUAAAAUAAAUGAAAUUAUUAGAGAAGCUGAAAUAAACCUAGAACAAAACGAUGAUAAUUCUGAAAAACAUAAAUCAGAAGAUGACAAUUUGACUAGCACUGAGUCUUUAGAUUUAAAGACAAUUGUUACUGACAUGAAAGUAUCAACUUCUCUUGAACAAAUGUCGUGUACAAGUUUUGUUGAAGGAAAACAACAUGAUUACGAUGACUGUAUGAACUCAAGUGUUUCAAGUCGUGGAUUUAGUAGUCCAAUUAUGGAUGAUCAUUCAAAAGAAUCUUCAUACAGAAACAGUUUGAUUUUAGGCAGUAAUGAUUCUCUAGGCCCAAUAAGUUCAACAUCAACAAAUGCUACCUAUCAUUGUGAAACUGGAUCAAACAUGUCUUCUAGUUUCACAAGUGGUGGUUCAAAUACAAUGGUGUCUAGUAUGGAAGGACUUGAUAAAACAGGAGGAAAACAUGAUUGGUUUGAUGAACACGAAACUUUUGAGUCACAUAAAAAGGAAACAGAUGGAACGGAAUUUACUCACAAGCUUAUAAGAUUGCCAGCUGAAAUUCAUAAAAUAACAGCUAGAGGACCUGAUAAAGAAAAAAUAAUAGAAAAUUAUGUUGAACAAUUUUCAUCUGGUGAAUUUCAAGAAGAAAUGGAACAUACAGAUGAGCGUGGGAACGUAUUUGUUACAAGAAUUGUACAAAAACGAAUGGUUUUUGAUUCUGAAGAAUCAGCAAGUAAAGGUGUUUCUGAAGAUGAAUUGAACAAAUGUUUAAGAAAACUUUCUAAGGAUGAACCAGAUGGAUUUGAAAUCAGUAAGAAAACUUCAACACAGAUUGCAGGAUCAUCUGAAGAUACACAAGCACCUUCAACAUCUAAUGAAAAAAAAGAAUUGCAAGUGGCUGCACCAAAACCGGAAUUGAAAUGUGAAAUUAGUAUGGACGACGAUACAGAAAUAGACCUACGCGAGCAUGAUUGGCGCUUUCAACAUCAAAUAAAUACUGAAACUGAUGACAUAACAAAGCCAAGUACAUCUGGAUGGACUGGAAAAUCAAAACCUAAAGAAAAUGUAUCCGAACUAUGAAUAGUGAAAAAUAAUUUUAAAUUAUAUACAAACACUAUUUAUUAUUAGAUAAUUUUAUUAAAAUGUGAAAAAUUUUUA
This is a messenger RNA of Sipha flava (yellow sugarcane aphid), 9479 nucleotides long. RefSeq lists its product as uncharacterized. The record is from RefSeq and is a predicted model, not a curated record. Lineage: Eukaryota; Metazoa; Arthropoda; Insecta; Hemiptera; Aphididae.